Dentiscutata heterogama is the source of this 1154-nucleotide messenger RNA. NCBI's taxonomy places the organism in Eukaryota, Fungi, Glomeromycota, Glomeromycetes, Diversisporales, Gigasporaceae. The record is from the annotation of a GenBank genome assembly.
AAUCUGAUAAUUCUAAUGAUUUGACGAUCAAUAAAGAAAAGUAUUUAACCUACCUUCCCCAUAGUGGUUUCAAUAAUCAAAGAAUUGGAUUAGAAAAUGCAAUAUUUUUGGCAUGGUUUUUAAACAGAACUCUAAUAAUACCACCUAUCCUUCUUUUCGAAGGAGAUGCAACAUUUUUUUGGCAGCGAUAUGAUAAAUUAUAUAAUUUUUUGUCACAAAAUAUACUUCCUAACAGAAAUCAAUUUAAAUUUAAAUUAUGUUCAAAAAACAGCACAGAAUGUGUUCAAGCUUUUGGUUUAAGUUUUCGAAUAGCUCCAAAUAAUAGUUCAAUAGUAACUUAUACCAUGUAUAAUUGGGACGAAUUAUUAGAUUUUACAUUUUUAAACAAUUAUAUUAAAUACAUUAAUCGUCAAGAUUUUAAUUACGAACAUUUAUUGAAAUCACUUCACAUUUAUGAUAGUUCAGAGGUGUAUAACUUAACUAAAGACGAAAACCGAUAUCAACAACGUUAUUAUGAUGACAUUACAUCAACGAUUGAACUCAAUAAUUUUAAAGAACGAGUGAAUUUAAUCGACUUAAAACAAAGAUCAGAAAAAUUAUUACAUUUUGCAAGUGUGUUUUCAAGUCAUAGAAUUGUUCGACAAUUACCUGAAAGUGAAAAUUUUUGGAAUAUGCUUAUAAAAAAAACGUUACCGAACAAUCCUACUUUAAUUAAUAUUACGGAAAAAAUUGUUGACAAAAUUAGAGGAACAAAUAAUUUUAUUGGUGUACAUUCAAGAUUAAAAGAUAAUUCCUUUCUCAAGAGUCAAAAUAAUACAGUACAAAGUUUCAUUAAAGGAAUUGAAAAAGAUUUUGAAGGUGACGUUUGUUUAAAGACAAAUAUAUUUCUGGCAACAGAUAUAAAACGAGAUCAUAUUGCCCUUCAACCAUUGUUUCAAAAUUUCUCAUCAUGUAUCUACAUGCUAGAUGAUUUUAAUGAUCUUUUAGAACCUUUAAAAUUUUUAAAAAAACCUAGAGAUGGUAUGAUCAUGUAUGAAUUCUUUGUAACGUUAAUAGAUUUACUAGUAGUGUCAAAAGGUAAUAAGGUCUAUGGAACAGAAGGUAGCACCUUUUCAAGUUAUGCCAAACAAUUACAUAACGCAUGGAUUAGAUAA